Molecule: messenger RNA, 975 nt
Organism: Penicillium angulare
Lineage: Eukaryota; Fungi; Ascomycota; Eurotiomycetes; Eurotiales; Aspergillaceae
Product: fructose-1,6-bisphosphatase
Exons: 1
Coding region: 1-975 (324 amino acids)
Biological process (GO): sucrose biosynthetic process; fructose 1,6-bisphosphate metabolic process; fructose 6-phosphate metabolic process
Cellular component (GO): cytoplasm
Molecular function (GO): fructose 1,6-bisphosphate 1-phosphatase activity
Source: RefSeq, a predicted model, not a curated record
AUGGCCAACUCCUUGGAAUCCCUGUUAUCAUCAUACGGCCGCCCGGCCUUGGUCAAUUCCGUACUUCCGGCACUACUAGAUGCUAUCUCCGAAAUUGGGACCUUGCUACGCGAAUCACAAAACGUCACUCUUGCGGGCACCAGCAAUGUCUUCGGCGAUGGACAAUUAAAUGUCGACGUCUCAACAGAGAAUGCUAUGAGAAAGGCACUUGCCAGAUGUCCCUCUGUUCUGACAGCAAGCAGCGAGGAAGAUCCAGUGGAGCGUCCUGCAAGUGAUUCCCAGGCCAAGGAUGCGGCCACCACUUCCGAACAGUACACGGUCGCAUUUGACCCCCUGGAUGGAAGCUCAAUUAUCGCGCCGAAUUGGACUGUCGGUACUAUCAUUGGUAUCUGGGACGGUGCUUCAGCACUCCACCAGAACCCUGCUGAGAAACAAAUUGCCUCUGUCUUGGGCGUUUAUGGCCCACGUACCACCGCCGUCGUGGCCCUGAGGAUCCCCGGAGCUAAGCCAACUCUCAUUGAGCUUGGAAUUAACAAUGGUUCUCAGGAUUACGAAAUUGUUCGAUCCGAUGUGAAACUUGCACCACCGCCGUUUAAGGCUCGGUACUUUGCUCCGGCUAACCUUCGUGCCGCUGGAGAGUAUGAGCCUUACAUGCGACUCAUCACUUACUUCAUUGAAGAAAAGUACACUUUGCGGUACAUUGGUGGCUUGGUACCGGAUUUGGUACACGCUUUGGUGAAGGGGCAUGGUGUAUACGUUUCUCCCGUGACAGAUAAACACAAGGCGAAGCUUAGACGCUUGUAUGAGCUGAUUCCUAUUGCAUUAAUAAUGGAGUGUGCGGGCGGAAAGGCUAUUGAUUCGGCCACUGGUGAGGAUAUCCUCAGCAGGCCGCUGGGUGAUUGCAAUGAGACCGGGGGUUUGAUCUGUGGAACUGCGGAAGAUGUCGAAAUUGUAAAGAAGAUGUUGCUCUCAUGA